Dibothriocephalus latus is the source of this 417-nucleotide messenger RNA. The record is from the annotation of a GenBank genome assembly. Lineage: Eukaryota; Metazoa; Platyhelminthes; Cestoda; Diphyllobothriidea; Diphyllobothriidae.
AUGUCCACCACGAGCUCCAACGAGUUGAAGCAACGCUGUGACUCCCGCGAGAUAUACAGCGAAAGUAGACUCGCGGAGAACCUACCCCACUCUCUAACCACUCCCACCUCGGGACCCGGUUAUCAAGACAAAGUCAAGCAGGCCGGAAAUGGGGGUGCAGUGAUAUACACAGAUGCGCCCCCUCAGUCCCCCUCAAUGCGAAGUGAGAGCGCCUCUAAGACCCACUGCAGCCCCUCUGCAGCCCUCAACAUGCUCGCUUCCACAGACUGGGAAGAGAAGGUCAACGGGUUGACUGCCCUCUCGGACCUGGUCACACAGAACCCUGCUGCAUUCACCUCGCCUUCGGAGUCCAUUUCGCAGGUCGUGAUUGCGGUCACUGCGGAGUGCCGAAAUCUGCGCUCUCAGGUUUGUCAUUAA